CUUGACCGAAAGAAAAAGGGUGAAGGAGAAGGAGGAGGCUAUGAGGCAAUUGAGGGAGGAGGAAAGAAGACUGAAGGAGGAGGAGAUAAGAUUGGAGGAGGAAGCCAGUAAGGAGAUGCAUUGGCAAGGGAAGAAGAAGGAAGUGAUGGAAGCGGUAGUCACUACUGACGUCGGAGAAAGCAAUGAAUCGGAUCAGAUUAGUCGAGAAGAGGGAGUGAAGGGGGCUGAGAACUGGGCAAGGCUAUUCUCUUUUGGAGAAGAGCAUGAGGCACAGACACUGGAGACACAGGAGGAGCGACGUGAGUUUGAUAAGAAUAUGCAAGAGACAAAAGGGGACGUGGAGCAGCAGAGAUUGCUGCAAGAGGAAAGAAUGUUGAGGUUGAAGAUGAGAAGGAACAAACAAAAGAUGAUGCAAAGGGAGGAGGGGAAGCUCCUGGAGGAGAAGUUGUCAGGGCUGAGGGAACAAUAAGUCGUAUUAGAGGCCGAUAUAACUGAUGACCCUAAGUCACUAAUCCCUGUAGUUAAGACCCUGGCACGAGGGCAAGCCAUACCGAUUGAGGGUGUGAGGCAAUUGAGUUCCGUGAUUCAUAACCUAGAGAACGUUAUAGAAUCCUUGCACCUGUGAAUGAAAGACUUUGCACAUG
This is a messenger RNA of Chara braunii, 644 nucleotides long. Lineage: Eukaryota; Viridiplantae; Streptophyta; Charophyceae; Charales; Characeae. The record is from the annotation of a GenBank genome assembly.